UGUAUUUUGGUUGAAAUAUUUGGUUUGUUUUUUGGUCGAACUAUUAUGGUUGAAGUAUUUAGGUUAUAUAUUUUGUGAAAUUGUUGUGGUUAAACUUUAGUUAUAUUUAUUUUAUAUAUGAAUUUGUAUUAACUUUGAUAUUAACUUUGAUAUUGACUUAUAACCAUGACCAUGACAUAAAGAACGAAGAAAUGGAUGGAGAUAUAUAUAAUGAAGAUACAAAUGAUGAAGAUAUAGAUGACGAGGAAACAAAUGAAGAAUUUUAUGAAGCCACAUACACAUAUGUGAUGACAAUUUAUGCUUUAAUAGAUAUAUUAAAUCAGUUUUUGAAUAUGAUGCGUGGUGAACAUAUUGAACGUCCAUUAACUCGACGACAAAUUACUAGUCGGGGAUAUGACUAUAUACACAAAGCAUUAAACGAUGAUCCUGCAAUCUUUCGACAAGUAUAUAGGAUGUAUCCUGAUGUAUUUCGAAAGUUGUGCACGAUUAUAAGAGAAAAAACACCUUUGGAGGAUACAAGAUUUAUUUGUGUUGAAGAAAUGCUUGCAUCAUUCCUACAGAUUGUCGGCCAGAACACUCGAUAUUGUGUAAUCCGCAAUACAUUUGGCCGAUCACAAUUUGCUACAAGUGAAAAUUUUCACAAGAUUUUGAAAGCUCUGAACUCAUUAGCACCUGAUUUAAUGGUUAGACCAGGCUCAACUGUGCCUGCAAAAAUAAGGGAAAGCACAAGGUUUUAUCCUUAUUUUAAGGAUUGCAUUGGAGCUAUUGAUGGUACACAUAUUCCCGCAUCAGUAAAAGGACGAGAUGUAAGCAGUUAUCGUGAUCGUCAUGGAAAUAUAUCACAAAAUGUAUUAGCUGCU
Glycine soja is the source of this 860-nucleotide messenger RNA. RefSeq lists its product as uncharacterized. Lineage: Eukaryota; Viridiplantae; Streptophyta; Magnoliopsida; Fabales; Fabaceae. The annotation marks the transcript as partial. The transcript is spliced from 2 exons. The record is from RefSeq and is a predicted model, not a curated record.